CAAUUGUAUUUUUAAUAUAACUAUAUGCUAAAUAUACACACGCUAUUAUUACUUCACCUUAUAUAUUAAAAUUGAAUAUACGCGCGCAAUAUCUCGAUUAGGUGCAGUGGCGCCACGAACGGUCAUGCGCAGAGCACUGAACGUUCAUUGCGCAUGCUCAUUAAGAAUCAUGAUGGGAGCGUUAUCAGCUUUAGGUGGGGUAUUUAUUUUGGUGUCGGGAAUGCAUGUAUUAAAAUUUUAAAACGAAAUUUAGAAGUGAUAAUCAUCCUAUUGAUGAAUUUUUAGAUUAACUGCAUGACAUAAAUAAAAAAUCACCAAUGGAGAACGUAGAAAGUCCAAACAUACUGGAAUGGAAGCUGCCGGAUCAAGUGAUGCAAAUGCAUCGUUUAAAAAUGAAAAAGCGUGCUUUGCAAGCACGCAUGAAUAAUAAAAUGCACAAUACCAAUGAAGAAUCAUCCUCACCAAUUAAUAAUUCAUCCAAUAAUUCAAGUUUUAAUUUGAAUCAACCAGCAUCACUAAAGCGUAAAAAUCCUUUUUUAAAAGACAAUGCGAAGAAGGAAGAAAAAGAUAUGGUAGUAGAAGGCAAUUUAGAAAUGAGCAGUGACAGUACUUUGUUUGAGUUAUUAAACAUUAAUGUUAAGAAAAAAAAGACUGUCGAAGAUAGUAUUCCAGAUAGUUCUUUAAAUUUUACAAGUGUAUUAGCUAAGCUAGAAAAUAAUGCAUGCAUACCAGAACUAGAAGUUCAGAAAGGUGAAAAAUACAUUCCAAUAGAUUGGUCGUUGAAAACUAAAAUGAGGUUUAUGUCCCCAAAGCCGUUCCCUUGGAACAGUAAAUUGAAAACAAGCGAAGAGGCUUCGGGUACUACCAGUUUUGUAAGAUGUUUAGAUAUAGGAGAAAAAGAAACUACAUUAGAUACGAGCCCAAAUGCAAGAUUUCAUCAAUGUUGCCUCGUAUGGCAGCAUCCAUCAUUACCAUGGUUAGAAUUAUUUCCUCGCUCUGCUGGCAAAGUGAGUGCAAGUUUAGGAAGCAAUGCUGCAGUAGCAAAUAAUCAAAUGAUAAGAGAUGCUUUGUACAGAGAAUGGUGUGACAGUUUUAGAUCACUUUUUCAUUUAUUACGAGCACGACAAUGUGCAUAUUUUUAUGUUUGUACAAAUAAUUUCACUGUUCUUUUCCGUGCUGCUGGUAUAUGUGGUCUGUCUGAAAUGCAUGCCUUGUUGACACCUACAACACGUGGUUUUCGACAAUCUUUAAAACAAGAAGAGAUAGAAUAUACUAUGCCAUUAAAAAAAGAACACAAGAAGAUAUUAAAUUUAAGUGAUUCUGGUUGUGAAACAUUGGAUUCUUGUUCUUCAUCUGCGGUCCUUAAUGAAGAAGAAGACGAGGCACAAGAUAAAUGGUUGCAAAGUCUUGGCGUAGAGAAUUCAGAAAUUCAAAAAAUUAAUAGUUCUCAGGCAAGAAUGAACUUAGAAAAGGAAAGUGAAGUGGAUAGCAUGAGACAGUCUCUAGUAUUUGUCAAAGGUAUCGAAGCUCAAGCUUUGUUCAAUUUGUUAAUUAAUUGUAAAUCAGCCAUAACGACAACUGGUGCGUUGGCUGGUGUUCCACCAACUCUGUUAGCACCAUCUGCGUUUCAUGGAGCUACUCUAAGACCAUUGAAGGUAAAAGAAAGCAUAGUUAGAGUGGAUAAGGAUAGAUUUUAUUCAUUGGAGUUGAAAGGUCCUAUUUUACCUCACGUAUUACCUUCUCUUUGCGAUUUGAUGAAAUCAAGUCAAUUAGAACAAUUUUCGGUUAGUUGUGCUCAUUUAUCAACGACGACAUCCUUCUCUGCUGCUAAACAUGGUUUGGAACAAAUAGAAACGGAGGAUGUACCUAAAACGCAACAAAAUAUAUUCGGACAAGAAAAUUUGAGCGAUUGUGGAUUUAAUAGUAUUUUGUUAAAACAUUUCUGUAAUCCAGAUCCAGCUAGAAUCGAACUUGUAGAAGCGCUUAAAUAUUCCAAUGGUUUAUACACAUUAUCGUAAUAAUUAUCAAUGAUGCUUCAAAGCAUUGAUAUAAAAUUUUCUACUAGAAAAGGAGAAGAAGAAGAAGAAGAAGAGGAGGAAGAAAAAAGAAGGGUUUUUAAAGUGCACAUUCUCUCUCUAAUAUGGGUGUUUAUAUGCAAACAAAUUGUUUUAAUUGUUAUGACUAAAGGUAUCGACUAUAAUUAAUAUAUAAUAAUAUAAUUAUUUAUUUAAGAGACGUUAAUAUUUCUCAGGAGAUAAUCAACGAGAUAAUUUUAAAUGAAUUCGACGAUAAAAGUGCCUUGUAAAAUAUAAUCAUAUAUAUAUAUAUAUUUAGAUGUC
Molecule: messenger RNA, 2339 nt
Organism: Polistes dominula (European paper wasp)
Lineage: Eukaryota; Metazoa; Arthropoda; Insecta; Hymenoptera; Vespidae
Gene: hd
Product: humpty dumpty
Biological process (GO): nuclear DNA replication
Cellular component (GO): nucleus
Source: RefSeq, a predicted model, not a curated record